AUGACUAUACCUUCGGGCGGUACAGUUGUCCCAGAGACCAAUGUCGGUUCCUUAACCACAGUGCCGUCCGUCACCUUCAUCACCACUCCCUCCUCAUCCUCAUCCUCCACCACCAUCACCACCACCACCACCUCCUCCUCCUCCUCCGAAAAGCACAAUUCUCUCGCCCUCCCCCUCGGCAUCGGUAUAAGUUUGGGCGUUCUUACCCUCCUCCUCCUCGCCCUCGGGUGGUUCUUUCUUCGCCGCCGACGACUCAAACAACAGAAUGCGGAGCCUACGCCGGAGGACAGGAGCGCUCCUAGGCGCUCGAUCAGGUGGAGUUUCUCACCUCGCAUGCCGUGGGCCAGCCACGGAGAGCACAGGGAGUGGGAUGAAUCGAAGACGGAGGCGAGAGAUGAUGCAAGGAAUGAUCUGGCCGCUGUGGGGGGUGUAGGAGAGUUGCCGGAUAAUGCUGUGCUUGAGGAACUGCCAGCGGAGGAAGAAGCGGAGAGGUUGGCGGAGCUUGAUGGUGGCAUGAGGAGGGUGAGAAGGGGCGCGGUGAUGGCGGACAGCGGGGCUGCCGCACAGGUGGACCCGCUGGCGACGCUGGCGAAUAGGGACGGUGAUGGACAUGUGCUGAAUUUCAUGGAGUAUCAUGGGGGCCGGUGA
Molecule: messenger RNA, 648 nt
Organism: Tricharina praecox
Lineage: Eukaryota; Fungi; Ascomycota; Pezizomycetes; Pezizales; Pyronemataceae
Exons: 1
Coding region: 1-648 (215 amino acids)
Source: RefSeq, a predicted model, not a curated record